Messenger RNA from Coccomyxa subellipsoidea C-169, 150 nucleotides. RefSeq lists its product as hypothetical. Lineage: Eukaryota; Viridiplantae; Chlorophyta; Trebouxiophyceae; Coccomyxaceae. The record is from RefSeq and is a predicted model, not a curated record. Bases 1 to 150 code for a protein of 49 amino acids. The transcript has 2 exons.
AUGCCGCUGGGCCUGCCACGCACGCCAACCAGCCUCUCCCGCCUGCGCUGCCUGGCACACGACCUGUAUCAGCAGCUCACAGCGCAUGACCCUGGGCAGCGGCCAUCGGCUGCUGGCGCACUCAGCCACCCAUGGCUGGGGUUGGCGUGA